Marasmius oreades (fairy-ring Marasmius) is the source of this 1381-nucleotide messenger RNA. RefSeq lists its product as uncharacterized. Bases 205 to 1050 code for a protein of 281 amino acids. The record is from RefSeq and is a predicted model, not a curated record. Gene Ontology annotation, cellular component: membrane. Lineage: Eukaryota; Fungi; Basidiomycota; Agaricomycetes; Agaricales; Marasmiaceae. The transcript has 5 exons.
GGAUUUCUCCCAGUCCCUGUCAACAACCUUUCAUUUCUUUUCCGCAGACGGGGUACCAGGCGUACCGUGCUGCUUUUUUAAAUUCCUUUCGUUCGUCGUUUCUCACGCGGUCAGUAACUUGUAGUUGCCUGCCGGCGACUAAAUAAUAGACUUGACUCCUUUAUUUUCGUUCUUCAACCACCACCACCACCAGCGCCAGUACGGAUGCCCAAACCCAACACUCGCCAACUAUUCGGCGUUUCUGAUCCUGUGUUUGAUUCAUCAUGCAAGCUCGUCACGUCUCCCUUCUUCUCGUCGGCAGUUCUAGCAACUAUUCGGCUCAUGGUUGCUCUCUACACAAUGACAACUCUGAUUGUUAUUCUCGUAAUGGACGGUGAAGAUGGAAAGACCGCUGGGAGGGACUUUUCAUACUUCACUCAGCUGACCUACAUCGGAAUAUGCGCAUACUAUUGGGCUUCGUUCGUUCAGACUGCUUCUUAUGAGUGGAGAAGAAGAAAAGGGAAGAUCGGGUAUCUUCUUCAACGGUGGCCGAAAUUCUUACAGGUUCUGCACUUGAUACUUGGAACGACGAUUGUUAACUACCCUAUCCUCGUGACACUUGUCUUCUGGGUCCUGUUAGCCGAUUCUCGCACGCUAGGGACCCCAACACUCGUAUGGCGAAACGUCAGCAUUCACGCUCUCAACUCCGUUUUCUGCCUGUUCGAGGUGUUAUUCACGCAUAGUCCACGCCCAAGGUGGAUUUUUCUAAUCUUCACGGUUCUCAUUCUGGGAGGAUAUUGUGGGUUGGCGUAUGUGACGAAGAAGACACAGGGGUUCUACACCUACUCCUUCCUCAAUCCAGAUAAAGGCCCUAUCUUAGCAGUUUACCUCGUGGGUAUCGCCGUUGCAGAGUGUAUCAUCUUCGCUCUCGUCUGGGGAUUGAUGUCGCUCCGACAACGGAUGUUUCCAGUCAAGGAGACGAGGGAACGCCUCGAGGAUGCCCGCGAGGAUCAUGGCAGUCUUGGUAGGAUUCGUUCGGAGGAUGAGAAAGGUAGCUGGGAGAAUGUUUGAUGGUUGGCCUCAGGCCAUGGAGCUCAUGGUAUUCGGUUACUGGUAUGCGUGAGAUCGCUGCUCAACCCGUUUGUGAUGUUGGGAGUUUUCAGUCCCGGCUUCUGUGUCUCCUACCCGUUUCUCCCCCCCUCCCCCUUUCUCUCUCCGUCUCAUAGUCAAGUUUCUUGGGUUCCAUACUUAGGGCUACUAUCACCAAAACGCCACACCUACUUCGUUCUCUCAUUCGCUCGUUACGCAAAUCGGUAAACCCGUAUUUUAUUUCUCGUUUCUUUGGGAUCACAGGAAUUGAAUGGAAAAGACACGGCUCGUUGCAAUAUGUACGAAAUAACAC